AUCCCGGGAAUGCCGGGGAGCGGCGCCACCGCCGGGCCGCCAGGGGGCGCUGCGGGGAGGGGCGCGGGGCUUCCCGCCUGACGUCAGAGCGCGCCACGGGCACGCGGCCGCCAUGGAUCCCGGGCUGUGGGGUGUGGGCGAGCAGACGGCCGUGCUGCAGGGCGGGUUCCUGCUGGCCGCCCGCCUGGCGCAGCCGCGGCCGCUGCGGGAGCUGCGCAAAGCCGAGUGGGCACGCGUGGGACCCCCCGUCACCGACGCCCUGCAGGAGAUCGGGGCCCGCUGCCCCUCGCCGCUGCAGCACAGCCGCUGGAAGAGAGAAGCUGUGGCCAUCGUCUGGGCUAAAGUCCUGCUGCCCGAGCCGCCGACUGCCUCGCUGGACCAGGGCUGGGAGGAGGAUGACUUCUUCUCCGUGGGCAGGAUGAUCCCCGAGGUGAACCACACCGUCCUCUUCGAGCUGGUCAAGGCCCUCGGUGAGCCCCGGCUCUUUGUGCAGCUGCUGCUGGUGCUGCCCCAGGACGUGGGCCGGAGCGAGCUGGAGCACCUGGUGGAGUACAUUGCCAGUGAGACGUCCCCAUCAGACACCAGGUUCUUCUUGGACGUGUGGUGGGAGGUGAUGAAACACAAGGAGGAACAAGAAGACAAAACAAUCUCUGCAUUCAGCACUCUCAUACAUCAGCAUGGGUGCGAGUCCUCUCUGGAUGAUGGUCUCCAGCCCCCAAAGAGGUUCAAGGGUGACCCUGGCUCUCUGAAUGACCCUCCUGCUGCCACCAGCCUGCUCAUGGUCUUGGUAGAGGGGUUAAAACAGACCUACAGGAGCAUCACCCAGCCCCGAAUGAGGUGCUAUGCCUUGGCUAACCUGGUGGAGCUGCUGUCUGUGUUCACCGAGCUGGAGCCAGAGAGCAGCCCCCUCCCUGUUGCAGAGUACCUGUACAAGGUCAGCUUUGUGGUCAGCCUCUGGAACAGUGACACUGAAAGCCAGUUCCACCACAGCGGGCUGGAUGAGAAAGUGAAGGAAGCAGAGAGAAGCAUGAGCCUCUUGUCCAUGGCCAAGCUCUCUUGUGAGGAGCUCUUUGUUGGCUUGGCCUUUCUCUGCAGCUUGUUGCAUGCCUGGGGAGAAGAGCUGCAGGACACCCUGAACAGCUCUGAGGGGCUCUGCUACGAGAGCUACCGGCUCCUGGACACACUUACCACUCUUGGGAAGAACCUGGUUUGCUUCUCAGAGACUAGAGACCUGGGUGAGAAUGAGACACAUGUAAUGUUAGAGCUGACACAGCUCACUAAGGAUCUUCUCAAGGAGAACAGUGCCAGCCUGAAGAGCAAGGAUUUGGGCACCAGCCUUGUGUCUUCAGUUGCCAUGACAAUCAUUGAGCAGCAGCUGGACCGGCACAUGGAGAUGUGCUCCAUUUUUGCUUCUGAAAAGACCUGGGUCUUCUCAAAGGACUGGGUUGACUGCCUUGUGAAAAACAAAGCUCUCUUCCAGAAGCCAGAGCUAGUUUUGAAAUUGCUGGAGACGCUGGUGAACUUUGCCAUGUCCUGCCAAGACAAGGAGGCCCAAGAGCUGCAGGUGCAAGUGACCAAAGCUGUUGUGGAGUGUUACACUGAACUUCCAUUAGCUGAUAAAAACAAAGUCAUCUCAGGUGUUCUGGCAUCCUGGGGUGGACCAGGUCUGUUCCUGAAGUUGCAGAUUGUCAUGGAGGAGUUCCAGGAGGAUCUGAAUGUGACUUUUAACCAGAUCACAAAGAGUGUGUCUGAUGAAGGCCUGACCAGGGCUGUGGCUUCCGUGGCCAGGCUCAUGCUGCUGUACCCCGAGGCCACAGUGAAGCACAUUUGUAAUCUUGCUGUCAUCAACCUAGGAGCACACCACUUCCUCGCACAAAUCCUCUGCUCCUUCCCAGCACUGAACUUCUUGGAGACCCACGAUGAUCCAGGCAAGCCGUGCAGCCUGGUGGUGAGGUGUCUAGAGGAGGCAGUGUGGGGGAGGCUGUCCACUGUGAGGGAAGAGGAGCAGUUCCUUGAGUUCCUGGCCUUUCUCUUGCAGCCAAGUUCUGCAGCCCCGCUUGUGACACCUGCAGAGGUGACCAAAGCCUUUGUCCUUCCCUAUUUGAAGUCAGACUCUACUCAGAUUGAGCUGAGCUUGCAGAUCCUCAGUAAGGUUUUAGGGGUACAGUCCUGUUCAGAAGAGCACUGGAUCAAGUCCUGCCACCCAUUCCCACUUCUCCUCAGCCUCUGCAAGCUUCUAGAUGGUUACACAAAGUACUGGCAUCAGCCUAAGGACCAGUUCUUCCCUUCGCUGGAGACCAAAGACUUGAUACUGAACAUCCUCUGCCAGCUCUGUGAGGUGGUGAGGCCAGAGACUGCCCCCUCCCCUGAGCUGUGGGUCCAGUCACUGGCUUGGCUUCACAGGAAGGUGGCAUCACUGGAUUGGACCAUUGGUCUCCGUCUGAAGAAGCUUUAUGGAGACCACUUCAAGAACGAGGUCCCAGCAACACUGUUUGAGAUCUGCAUGCUUCCUGAGGACAAGUGGACGUCCCAGCCUCUGCCAGCUUAUGGACCAGGCAGUGGCCUCCUGGCAUGGAUGGAGUGCUGCUGUGUGUCCACAGCUCUCAGGGAGACCAUGCUGGUGCUCCUCACGGUCAACGUGGACAACCCUGAGGAAGUGAAUCUCUUCAGCAAAGGGUUUCUGGUGGCCCUCAUUCAGGUCCUCCCUUGGUGCAGCCACAGUGAGUGGAAGAGGCUCAUGCACGUGGUUGAAAACCUGCUGCGGAGGGAAGUCCUGCACGUGCCCUACACGCUGGAGUACGUGCAGUUCAUGCCCCUUCUCAACCUCCGGCCCUUUGCCUGCUACCUCCAGUUCUCUGUGCUCUUCCUGAGGGGCUUCCAGCUCCUCUGCAGCUCCAGCUGUUCCACCUGGCUGCCAGCAGAGGCUUGGCUCCACGUGGUCCAGCUGUACUGCAGCAGCCUGACGGACCUGCUGGGCUCAGUCAAGAGUGUCGCAGGGUCCCCCUCGCACCCCGGUGAGGACGGGGCCUCCACACAGGAGGUGUCCUUCAUCUGCAUCCAGAUGUUCUGCCACCUGCUGCACGUUGCUGCCAUGCUGCCGGAGAAGGGGUGCAGCGAGCCACUGGUGGUGGUGGCUUUGGAGAUCCUCUCACAGUACGAGGCGUUCAGCAGUGCUGACAGGUCCCCCAGCACCACGCUGAGGAGAGCCAACGAGAGGCACUUCCUGGAGUCCGUCACGGAUGUCAGCGACCAGGCGCUGCGCAGCACCCUCCUGCAGAAGCUCGGCAAGCUGGGAGCCUGCUCGGCUGAGGAGCCAGCUUGAGGAGGUGGGGAGCACACCAGAGGAAAGCACAGACCCUGCCGCAGGGAGCCCCGUCCGUGGAAAGCUGUAAGAUCUGCAAUAAACUCUGUCUUUCUAUUUUCAA
Molecule: messenger RNA, 3425 nt
Organism: Apus apus (common swift)
Lineage: Eukaryota; Metazoa; Chordata; Aves; Apodiformes; Apodidae
Gene: GEMIN4
Product: gem nuclear organelle associated protein 4
Exons: 2
Coding region: 113-3322 (1069 amino acids)
Biological process (GO): spliceosomal snRNP assembly; rRNA processing
Cellular component (GO): SMN complex
Source: RefSeq, a predicted model, not a curated record